AUGGCCAUGCAUACUCAAGAGUCAGUAGUAGAUGCAAUGAAACGAAACCACCCGUCCGAAUGCAGUGGUUGUGACUGCGAAGAGCAAGUGUUCCUUUCCCACUUCCACUUCCACGAGAGAGGCACCUACCAACGUCUCUGCGCGGAUUGUGUCCUCAAGAAAAGAUCUGGCUACUUCUGCGCCAUCUGCUUCGAAAUCUACGACCGACUUCCUCCUGUUGGCGAGCGCCUCAUGUGCGUGGACUGCCUUGCCAUCUCUCACCUCUCCUGCGUCGGCUCCAAUUUCACUCGUCUCUACAAAUGCCCUCCCUGUGCGAACCCUAAUUUCACUUUUUUCAACCCUAGAGGCUCAUCUGAGAAGAAGAACAUUGAAGGAAGUGAUGGAGGAGAAUCGGCGAAAACAGAGAGUAGCAGCAGAGCGAUCGAUAAGGAUUCAGUGAAGCAAUUAUUGGCUACUGCAAAACUUUCAUUGGCAUCGAUGGACAAAGCGGCGUCUGUUGCUAGAGUUGAAGUCCAGAAAAGGGUUAAGGAAGCCGUGGCGGCAAGGAAGAUGGCGAAGGAAGCGGUUGAGCGAAUCGCGUAG
Messenger RNA from Cornus florida, 582 nucleotides. RefSeq lists its product as uncharacterized. The record is from RefSeq and is a predicted model, not a curated record. NCBI's taxonomy places the organism in Eukaryota, Viridiplantae, Streptophyta, Magnoliopsida, Cornales, Cornaceae. The transcript has a single exon. Bases 1 to 582 code for a protein of 193 amino acids.